Messenger RNA from Penicillium malachiteum, 960 nucleotides. Its product is annotated as SDR family oxidoreductase. Gene Ontology annotation, molecular function: oxidoreductase activity, acting on the CH-OH group of donors, NAD or NADP as acceptor. The coding region runs from base 1 to 960 and encodes 319 amino acids. The record is from RefSeq and is a predicted model, not a curated record. The transcript is spliced from 2 exons. NCBI's taxonomy places the organism in Eukaryota, Fungi, Ascomycota, Eurotiomycetes, Eurotiales, Aspergillaceae.
AUGAACGGGCUGUCUCUUCCCACCUCUCUACGGUGGCCCUUUGCAGAAUCAUUUCCCAUGGAUUCACCCCUCAGUCCUAUUGCUGUCGUACUUGUCGGCUCGUUAUCAAUCUACGGCAUCUAUCGCACAGUUUUUAAAAGGAAGAUCGAGCAGUGGGAUCCAGAAAACGAGUUAGUUCUGAUCACUGGCGGCUCCAGUGGUAUCGGAAAACAACUUGUUGAAGAUCUAUGUCGUAAGAAAAACCGCGUUAUUAUUUUCGACAUCCAGCAACCAGAGUUCGAGCUCCCCGAAGACGUUCAUUUCUAUCAUGUUGAUAUAACCUCAGCCCAAGCUAUUGCAGAAGUCGCCUCAGUGGUACGAAAGGCCCAUGGAGAUCCAACCGUGCUCAUCAACAAUGCCGGUGUCUUCUACCACGGCACCAUCCUCGAAAGUCCUGAGCGGGAGUUUCGUCAAACCUUUGAUGUCAACGUCAUAGCUCAUUUCCUUCUGGUGAAAGAGUUCCUUCCUUCGAUGGUUCGUCGCAAUAAGGGUCACGUUGUCACUAUGGCAAGCAUUGCAAGUUUCGUAGCAGUUGGAGAAAUGGUGGACUACUGUUGUUCCAAAGCAAGUAUUCUUGCAUUCCAUGAGGGCCUUACGCAGGAGCUCAAACAUUUUUAUAAUGCCCCCAAUGUGCGAACAACCAUCGUGCACCCUCUUUGGGUUCAGACCCCAAUGGUUAAGGGUUUCACCGACUAUCAAUCUACAUUUGGUCAGCCAGUUAUGACUCCCAAGACUGUUUCGAAGAGGGUCAUCGAUCAGAUUCUGUUUCGGCAAGGGGGUCAGAUAAUACUUCCCACCAGGUUAUCUUUGGUCAGCGCAUUGAGAGGAAUGCCGAUCUCGGUACAAGAAAUGGCUCGAUCUUCCUUUUCAAAGAUUGUUUAUCGAGUACGGAAUGUGCGCGCUGCUGCCAAAGAUGAAUGA